ACGAAUCAAAACAUGCCAAGAUUAUACCUCUUGGAGCCACAAUUCUCCAUUCUUGAUGACACAUUUUAAAAAAACAACGUAUUAAAUUGUCUCGUUUCUCCUUAAGUAACUAACCAAUCACACUCUAUAACCAGCUUCUAGUAUUAUCACACCAAUUUUCUCACUACCCAUUUUCAUUUUUCUUGCUAUUUUGGGUAAUUGAGUAAAGCUACAAAGGUUUUCAAGAUACCGUUAUUGUGUUCCUUGCUAUUUUAGUCUUUCUUUAUUAGUGUUAUCAUCUUGUUGAGUAUAUUCAGGGAAACCUUGAAAUUUCUGUUCUUGGAAAUUUCAGAUGAGAAUUAUGUUCCAAAAUAAUUGUCCAAAAGCUUUAGAUAUAAUAUUGGGAUUGUGUUUCUUGCUAUUUUAGCCUCUCUUUAGUGUUAUCUUCGUUGAGUGUAUUCUUGAAAUUGCUGUUCUUGGGAAUUCAGAUGAGAAUUAAGUUCCAAAAUAACAGUCCAAAAAGUGUAGAUAUAAUAUUGGAGGAUCAUGUAUAGUGCUAAUUGGACUGGUUUUGGAUUGGCUGUGGCGUCUAGUGCUUUUAUUGGGUCCAGUUUUAUCAUCAAGAAAAAGGGUCUUCAGAAAGCUGGGGCAUCUGGUACUAGGGCCAGCUCGGGUGGAUAUGGUUACCUACGGGAGCCUCUUUGGUGGAUUGGGAUGGUAACUAUGAUUGUUGGAGAAUUUGCAAAUUUUGUGGCUUACAUUUAUGCGCCAGCAGUUCUUGUGACACCGCUUGGAGCUUUAAGUAUAAUUGUUAGUGCUGUUCUAGCACAUUUCUUACUGAAGGAAAAAUUGAAGAAACUGGGAGUAUUAGGAUGUGUUUUAUGUAUAGUAGGUUCUGUUGUCAUUGUUCUUCAUGCACCUGGUGAACAUGAACUUAAUUCAGUGGAUGAAAUAUGGGCAUUAGCUACGCAACCAGCUUUUCUUUUGUACACUGCCUCAGCAGUUGCAAUAGCAUUGGUACUAGUCUUAUAUUGUGAGCCUCGCUAUGGUCAGACAAAUAUUAUGGUCUAUAUUGGUGUUUGCUCCAUCAUUGGGUCCUUGACGGUUAUGAGCAUCAAAGCUAUCGGUAUAGCGAUAAAGCUUACAUUGGAGGGUUCAAACCAAGCUGCACAUUUUCAAACUUGGGUGUUUGUGAUGGUUUCUGUUACAUGUAUAAUUACUCAACUAAAUUACUUAAAUAAGGCAUUGGACACGUUUAACACAGCUGUGGUUUCUCCAAUAUAUUAUGCCAUGUUCACAUCACUUACAAUUUUAGCCAGUGCCAUAAUGUUUAAGGAUUGGUCUGGUCAGAGUGCUAGCAGCAUCGUUUCAGUGCUUUGUGGCUUUUUAACUGUGCUCUCAGGUACAAUGGUUCUUCAUGGUACAAGAGAUCCAGAUCAUCCUCCUAGUACAGAUUUGUAUGCGCAACUUUCCCCUCAAAUAUCAUGGUUGGUACAUGCCAACGGAGAAAUAUGGAAGCAGAAAGAGGACGGUUUGCAUUCAGAAUUUGUUGCAAUAAUUAGGCAGGAUCAUUUCAAGUAGGGGAAAAAGAGAACUCAGAUGAUUGGUUGGAGGCACUUCUCUAUGGCUGUUCAAUUUUCCUCCAAACAAACUUCGUCAUGCCAGAUUUUGGAUGUACCAAUCAGCUCCCCUUUGUCAGUUUCAGCUUGAGAAUGUUCUCGGUUUUUCUUCUCUAGGUACAGAUGUCUGAUAUCUGUUGAUUAUUCUUGUCCAUAUUUAGACUUAAUUUUUUCGGCCUAGAUUGUAGAUUUCUGGAUUUGGUGGACGCCUAGAUGUAGUAUAGCGGGUAAAAAAAUGGUGGUAUUUAUUCGAUAAGAUUGUUCUGUUUGUGAAGAACAGUUUUUACAGUCAUGAACAAGGCAAUGAUAGUUUGAACUCAACCAUUUUU
Lycium ferocissimum is the source of this 1927-nucleotide messenger RNA. RefSeq names its product probable magnesium transporter NIPA6. Gene Ontology annotation, cellular component: membrane. Gene Ontology annotation, biological process: magnesium ion transport. Bases 526 to 1560 code for a protein of 344 amino acids. The record is from RefSeq and is a predicted model, not a curated record. Lineage: Eukaryota; Viridiplantae; Streptophyta; Magnoliopsida; Solanales; Solanaceae. The transcript has 9 exons. Gene Ontology annotation, molecular function: magnesium ion transmembrane transporter activity.